AUGCGCGGUGGGGGUCUCUUCAUGCAUCAGCUGCUGUGGAACCCUAAAGGUCAUCUAGUCCAACCCCGAACCCGAGGCAGGAUUCCUCAUCUCCCCCUCCUUUCCUUUUACCAGAUCUUUCUGGUGAGUUUGCUGCUUUUCUCGGCUGGGUCGCAAGUCCUGGAUGGCGUGAAGGAUGCCAGGAAGAUAUUCCGAGAAGUGGAAGGAUCGGCUUUUAGGAGGAAAAAAAGCUUGAGAUCCAUAGGAUCAGAAAAUCAUAGCAACCCUGGACCCUCCUCCUCCAGGCCUGCCGAUAGCGCGGCGAAACCCGUCCCCUGCCCCAUAGGAAAGUACCACUACGACAGUGAUAACUGUUCAGAGUGCAAAUCUUGCACAGGCACUAACACAAUUUCGGUGCGGGAGUGCAGAGACAACCAGGACACCGAGUGUGGUUGCGCGGAAGGCUAUUUCGACGAACUGAACGUCCCCAAUCUAUUAAGCUGCAAGAAAUGCACCAACUGCAGCUUUCUGGGCAGGGAGACGCUGCAGGCCUGUCGUCGAGACACCGACGCCGAAUGCGGAUCCUGCUUUGCCGGCUUCUGCGAAUCUGGAGAGACCUGCGGGCCGUGUCCGACACCACAAAGCAUAAUCGAAGUUUUCACCCCCACGAUGGCUCCUGAUAGCCUGACUACCAGCAUCUCCAAAAACGAGCAGUGCAACAUGGUCUGUAAAAUCGCCGUAGGUGCCUGUGGGUGUAUUUCCAUGUUGGCUGGAGCCCUGGUUCUCUAUUUUAAGAAGAGGAAAAUUACUUCUGUUCCGAAGUCGAUUCCUGCUGCAAAUAGCUACAUUAGCAAACCCCAUUUUGGCAGUCCCGUCUCCUCCCUUCCCGAGACAGUCUUGCUGAUGGACAAAGGGCCCCCGCCAUCCCGCUCGCUGCAACAAGGGCGGAAUCUCUACACCGUCAUCAACGCCGUGCCCGUCCGACGGUGGAAAGAGUUUGUGAGGGGCCUGGGGCUGCAGGACGGUGAAAUCGAGCUGGUGGAACUGGAGCACUCUCAGUUCCGUGAGCAGCAGUACGAGAUGUUGAAACGCUGGUGUCAGCAGCGGGGCGCCUCUUUGGAGGCCAUUUUGGAUACCCUGGAGGCCAUGCAGUUGGGCGGCUGCGCCCAGGAACUGAGGGAGAAGCUGCAGGUGGAGCAUCUGUGGCGCAACUCGUAAGGCUGACGGUGAACUGGGGGCUGUCCUCGUACGGGGAGAUACGUCGCGGUCGAGUCGGUGUACGACCGGCGGAAUGGGACAACUCGUGCGGCUAUGACCAUCUCGCCGCAGCCAACUUGCCGCACUCCACUCACCACAACCAACUCGCCACGGUCAUCUUGCUGUAGCCAACUCACUGCGGGACAACUUAGUGCAGAAAACCCGCCGCAGAACAAGUCACCGCGGGAAAAUUCUACGCAGGAUAACUCAACACAAUAAAUG
Messenger RNA from Ahaetulla prasina, 1458 nucleotides. It is a transcript of the gene TNFRSF25, whose product is annotated as TNF receptor superfamily member 25. Bases 1 to 1197 code for a protein of 398 amino acids. The transcript is spliced from 9 exons. Gene Ontology annotation, molecular function: protein binding. Lineage: Eukaryota; Metazoa; Chordata; Lepidosauria; Squamata; Colubridae. Gene Ontology annotation, cellular component: plasma membrane. The record is from RefSeq and is a predicted model, not a curated record. Gene Ontology annotation, biological process: signal transduction.